AUGGUGAGUGACGACGAGAUCAGCAUUUCCAGCAAAGUAUCACACAAUGAAUUCUCCUGUGGGGAAUGCAGCAAAACGUUUGAGAAACUGGCACAGCUUAAUCGCCAUCACCGGGAAUGUCAUGUGAAAAGGUUCAGAUGCACCAAAUGCGAUUACAGAUGUGGAAGGAAGGGCGACUUGGAAAAACAUGAAGCGACCCAUGCAGAGCCAGUCCCAACCAGAAAGUAUGGAAAAACUCCAGUUCACACUCCGGAAUCUAGGUCCCGUUUAGACAGGUCACCAUUCCGACACCGGAGCCCGAGAUCUCCUAGGGAUAGCGGAAGAUAUUCCCACUCAGCACCUAGGUCAUCAAGAAGUCCGGAAAGGUCUGUAAGAAGUGUCAUUCGACGAAGAAGCAGAAGCCGCUCUCGGUCACCCGCAUCUAAUACACCUCAAUCUUCUCAUCGGAACGACCCAGGGAAAUCUCACCAAAGAUUUAGAUCUGCAGAGAAGACUCCUUCAAGGUGCUGCGACGCCAGUUGCCAGACAGAGGAAGACGGAGAACUCCGGAAGCGCGUCAGGAAUCUGACAGCUAAGCUGAGGGAAGCUGGACAUGAUGGGGGAUCGGUUUUGGAGUAUACCACAUCAUCCAUCAAAAGGCCCAGAGAUGUGAUCCUUACACGUAAAACUGAAAGAUAUAUCACCAAACACGGAGAGCUCGUUGAAAUUUUCACAGAAGAAAUCAAAAGAGUGCCGGAUGAACCAUAA
Molecule: messenger RNA, 747 nt
Organism: Lytechinus pictus (painted urchin)
Lineage: Eukaryota; Metazoa; Echinodermata; Echinoidea; Temnopleuroida; Toxopneustidae
Product: zinc finger protein 774-like
Exons: 1
Coding region: 1-747 (248 amino acids)
Source: RefSeq, a predicted model, not a curated record